Molecule: messenger RNA, 3957 nt
Organism: Hermetia illucens (black soldier fly)
Lineage: Eukaryota; Metazoa; Arthropoda; Insecta; Diptera; Stratiomyidae
Gene: mmy
Product: UDP-N-acetylhexosamine pyrophosphorylase
Exons: 2
Coding region: 695-2146 (483 amino acids)
Biological process (GO): UDP-N-acetylglucosamine biosynthetic process
Molecular function (GO): UDP-N-acetylglucosamine diphosphorylase activity
Source: RefSeq, a predicted model, not a curated record
CAUGCUUGCAACAUGCAUCUUCCAGUUUGCAUCGCUCACUCCACAGUUGUGUACACAGGCAAACUCAUUGGUCGGCGCGAAAUGUCACGAACGUCACUUAUUGUCAAAAUUAUCAGAGACGUGGAAAAAAACUGACAAUUGGCUGGACAGAGUCGACUUUUUAUCUGCCUCUGAACGCUUUUAUUCUUAUCGUAUAUUGUGUGACAUUCCAACGGGAGCAAUUCAGGUUUUGUUGUUUUGCCUCGCGACCACAGUUCAGUUCGAAGGCCGUCGUAAUGAUGCUUUUCACGGCAAUUACACGGUGCUGACAACUUCCACUUCUCCCUCGAUCUACGUGAGACAUGAAGAAUAAACUAAGGUGCGAAAACGAAAUUGCCACCACCGCAAACGAGUCUAACUACGAAGCAGCGAACAGCGAGACCCUGACUGGGGGAAGUGUGGUGCAAUGGGGCUCCGUGCCGAGCUCCAGAAAAUCGUUCGCAGUCUCCACUUUCACUUGGUCGCGAUCGGUUCAGUUUCAGUUGAUUCCAAAUCUGGUCGUCACGUUCGUUAGCGAAGCGAGGCGUUAAGUAGUUACUGAAUUAUUGCAUUGUUGAGUUAAAAGCGAGUUGCCCAAGUCCAGACUUGAUAUAUUCAAAUAUUGCGAAGUUUUGUGCUGAUUUGUUAAGUUAAUCGUGCGCGUCACAAACAAAACAUGACCGUGUUCGAAAAUUUGCGCGAGCGUUUGGUAAAAGCCCAGCAGGAUCACUUGCUGAAAUUCUGGGACGAGCUAUCUAUCGAGGAACAGCAACAGCUAUGCGAGGAUAUCAGUGAACUGAACUUCAAUGAGUUGAAAACCUACUACGAGCGUGCGACUGCAUGCCUGGAGGAGAACAGCGGCACCCUGGACGACAGGAUUCAACCGAUCCCGGACUCUAAGCUCGUCAGCAUCAGUCGCAGUUCAGAGAGCACGAUCGAGGAUUACCGUCAGGAGGGGUACCGGCAGAUAAGCGAGGGCCAUGUCGGAGUCCUGCUCAUGGCCGGAGGGCAAGGAACACGGCUCGGUUUCCCUCACCCCAAAGGAAUGUACGAUGUCGGACUACCAUCACACAAGUCACUAUUCCGUAUCCAAGCUGAGCGCAUCCUGAAACUUCAAGAGUUGGCUUACGAGACUACAGGCAAACACGGUUACAUCACGUGGUACAUAAUGACAUCCGAACACACUAUCGAGCCCACUUUGGACUACUUCAAGGCGAACAGCUUCUUCGGCUUGAAAAAGGAAAAUAUCAAAAUGUUUACACAAGGAUCAUUACCGUGUUUCGAAUUCGACGGAAAAAUCAUUUUAGAUCAGAAGCACAGAAUAGCUCGCGCUCCUGACGGCAAUGGAGGUAUCUACCGGGCUUUGCGAGACCAAGGAGUCUUAGAUGAUAUGGCACGCAGAGGAGUACUAUACCUGCAUGCCCAUAGCGUUGAUAAUAUUUUGACUAAAGUUGCUGACCCAGUUUUCAUUGGAUAUUGUGUUCAAGAGAAUGCCGAUUGUGCGGCUAAGGUUGUGGAAAAAUCACAUCCUAGCGAAGCUGUAGGAGUUGUUUGUGUCGUGGAUGGAAAAUAUCAAGUUGUAGAGUAUAGUGAAAUAUCAGCUAAAACUGCCGAAUUACGAAACUCAGACGGAAGACUGACAUUUAGCGCUGGAAAUAUAUGCAAUCAUUUCUUCACGGCCGCCUUCUUAAAUCGAAUCGGCUCCAUUUAUGAAAAGGAGCUCAAAUUGCAUGUUGCCAAGAAAAAGAUUCCAUUCGUCGACAAUUCAGGCAAACGUAUUACACCUGAGAAACCGAACGGUAUCAAGAUUGAGAAAUUCAUUUUUGAUGUGUUCGAAUUUGCACAGAAAUUUGUUGCCAUGGAGGUGCCGCGUGAUGAAGAGUUUAGCGCAUUGAAAAAUAACGAUAGUGUUGGCAAGGAUUGUCCAUUGACUAGUCGACGAGAUCUAUUCCGUUUGCAUAAGAAGUAUAUCGAGAAUGCUGGAGGCAUUGUGCAUGGUGAUGUUUGUGAGAUUUCACCAUUCCUUACAUAUGCAGGUGAAAAUUUAGAGAGUUUAGUUCGAGGUAAAUCAUUCACGAGUCCUGUGUAUUUGCGAAGCAAUCAGGAUCCAAUGAAUGGUCAUCUAUAGAGUGGAGAGGGGUUGGUUCCUUAUUAAAUUAGAUGAUGACUGCGAGUGUUAUGCAUUAUGGUUAAGAGUUUAUUAGGAUUGCUGUUGUUUGUUUCAUUUCAAAUUUGUUUGGAAGGGGUCUGAAUGCAAUUCAUUCGAUGAUUUCUCCUGAGAUACGGAUAAAAGUAUUCAUUAAUCUAAAACUUCUAUCGAAUUGACGGCAUGAUAAGGAUUUUAUAGCACAUAAUCACGUUGCAUUGCUGCUUGUACUGCGUUUUCGCGUGCACAUCCUGCUCGCAGUCGUUAAACUUAUGCAUUGCCCUUAGAGUAGUUUCAGUGAAGUCCCCAUUUGUGUCACCGUAAAUAACGUACAAGCACCUCUUGGACGACAAAUGCAUUCAAUUCAAUUCAACCCCGGCGAGAAAUCACUAUCGUAAAGAUCAGAGCGAUCAUAAAUCACUCCUGAUGUUGAUUUGAAUAGAAUAGGCCUUGGACAUAGAAUUGCAGAUUCUCUCAGCAGAAUUGAAAUGGAACAAAUAAUGGUUGGCUGUAAAUGAUAGAUUGUUUUAGUCCACCUUUGAGAUUAUUCUUUUGUCUAUAUGCCACUUGGACGUGUAUGUAUAUUUAGCAAAUAGAAUCCUCUCUUUAUUUUCGCUUCUGUACAUUUUACGCUCGAUAUAUGAAAUAUGAUUCCAUUAUGAGCUAAGUGAUGUUUUCUUUUUCCUUAAAUAAACUUAGAAGACUUCUCGGUCGCAUGUGAAUUUAUUCACAACUAUAUAAUAUUAUUGUAUUUGUAAAUUAUUAUUAUUACUUUAUAAUUGUAAAUUGGUUAGAAGAAAUGAUAAAAAAAAUGAAUAAUCAUUCGUCAGAGAAGUUGCCUAUAUUUGAUAAGAAACAAUUGUAUUAUUGAAAGUUGAUCGUUCAAUUCGGACUCUUUUUCGAUGACUCAAAAUUGUAUAAAUUCGAUUGUUACUAGAUAUGUUAGAGGAAAAUUAUAUAAUAUUAUUUCAAUUUAUGCAUUCACAUAAAUUUGUUGUUUCCACUAAUAAUUCUGCUUAAUUUAAAACAACGCUGUGAUGCUCCUUGUUAAUAUGUUCAAUCUACCCUUACACUACGCUCAGAAAAAGCCGCUUUCCUUUAAAGACCUAACGUUAUAUUGCUGGCCACUCUUUGCUAUUCUUCAUUAAUAGUUGGUGGAGGGUUAAAUCGUAUAAUCUCGUUUUAAGGUUCGCUGAUAUUUGCACAUAUAAGAAACAUCGAAAUGGAGCCACUGUUCCCUUCGGAUUUAAUCUCAUUUUCUAUCCAUAAACAUCGUUAAGUUUCUGUAGAGCAAAAUAUCUCUUCCAACUGUUUCUUCCUUAAUAAUGGCAAUAUAUCGGGGCUCAAACAUAUCCUCUCUUUACAGGCCCUCUGAAAUACUUUUCCACUGCCCUCUCAGUUACAAAUUGACACAGUUUAAGAAUUUCUGCUUAGAUUCCAACAAAAUAUGAUUUUAUAGCCUUUCAUUCUGAUUUAACAACUUCUGGCAACUUUCCAACCUUAGUAUUUUCCCAGGGCAGUAGCCUCUAUACUCGCCACCCUUCUUUCAUAAAAUAACUCUCUUCUGCACCACUAUGUGUUGAUUUUCAUAUUUUCAAAUGUAGGCAAUUUCCAUGCCAACAACAUAAAGUGCAAUUUAACAAAACAACAAAGUAUAGUCACUCGUUUUUUGUGUAAUAUCAAAAUAGAUAUUUGUUUUAUAUUGUGUUGUCUCCAUAGUGUUAAAAUGGACGAUGGGAUAUCGAUAGUAACUUAUCAUUAUAUCAUGAAACGCUAUAUGGAAAAAUAAGUCG